AUGUUUAGCAGUAUUUAGCUUGUGCAUAACACUCGUACACUAUUUUCUGAGUAAUACAGCCAACAAACAUGGCGAUAUUUAGUAAAUUUGGUAAAAUUUUAUCUCAAUUAACGCUAAAUAAUAAUUUAAAUAAACAAUAUAAUAAAAAAUGUAAUUAUAAUAUGAUAAGUUUCAUGAAAACAAGUGUUGUAAUUUUAACUUUUGGUUCGGUUAUAUUUUUUGUUGGUAAAAAUUAUAACAUCGUAAAUGUUGUCCACGCAGCUAAACCGCGCAAGCGUGAUGACGAUGCCCCAAGGGCUGUUAAAUUCACUAUGCGAGAAAGAAGAUUUAUAAAAUUCGCAUCGGUUGAUGUUCAUGGUCAGAUAUACAUGACACCACAGGAUUUUCUUGACAGUGUCGUUGAAUCAGAGCCAAGACCAAGACACAAGAGACGAGUGCUUACUGAAAGAGAAUUAGAAAUAAUAAAAAAUACAACUCCUGUAUUACGAAGUGGAGGUCCUCAUUUAUUCAGAACAAUCAAAGAAAAAGGAAUUGUAUCGUACACGGAAUAUUUGUUUCUACUUUCAAUACUUACAAAACCACAAACUGGAUUUCGAAUAGCAUUUAAUAUGUUUGAUACUGAUGGUAAUGAAAGAGUCGACAAGAAUGAAUUUCUUGUGAUCAGAAGACUCUUUAGUUACGGAGUAAAGGAACGAAAAAGCAAAGAGGCUCUUGAUGCCAUGGAAAAUAUAUUUAGUCAUGCUUGGAAAGGACGACAUGGUGUUGAACAACUUGAAGCUGACAAAAAAAUAUCAUCUGGUGAUUUAUCAACUAUUGAAGAUUAUGAUCAAGGUUUAUUACGACGUGAUGGUAUUGAUACAUCAUUGAUGAUACAUUUUUUUGGUAAAGAUGGUAAAUACGAGCUUCAAUAUGAAGGUUUUCGUCAAUUUAUGGAAAAUUUACAAUUUGAAGUACUUCAAUUGGAAUUUGGUGAAUUUAGUAAAGGACAAGAUACAAUAACUGAAUUAGAUUUUGCUAAAAUUUUAUUGAGAUAUACUUAUCUUGAUACAGAUGAAUAUGAUAAAUAUUUAGAAAGAUUACUUGAUCGUUUACAGCAUCAAACAAAUAUUAAUUUUGAUGAAUUCCAGAUAUUUUAUCAAUUUUUAAAUAGCCUUGAUGAUUUUUCAAUAGCAAUGAGAAUGUAUACCCUUGCAAAUCAUCCAAUAUCAAAAGAUGAAUUUAUGAGAGCUGUUAAAAUAUGUACUGGUACAUGUAUAUCAAAACACAUUAUCGACACGGUGUUUGCCUUGUUUGAUGUUGACGGAGAUGGACAAUUAUCCUACGAGGAAUUCAUUGCAAUUAUGAAGGAUAGAUUACAUCGUGGCUUCAAGACACAACCAAGAAGUGAAGGCUGGGAAGCAUUUAAACAGUGUGUUAAACAAGAAAUCAAAGGACCUUAAAACACCUUCAUGUCGAUUAAACUAUAUUUAAAUUUAAUUUACAAUAAAAAAUAUAUGAAAAAAAUUAUUAUUCAAGAAAAUAAGUGUAAUUUUGUGAUACCAAUACUCAAAUACUUUUAGUACCUUUAUUUAUUAUUUUUAAUUAAUUUAUUAUGAUCCUGUUAAUAUCAUACUUUAAAUGAAAAAAAAUAAAAAAAUAAAUAAAAAUCACUAUAUAUGAAAAAUAAAAAUAUAUAAUUAAUAAAAAUAGAAGAAAAAAAAUUGAAAUUUUAUAUAGAAAUAAUUUAUAUUUCCUUUCCUAAUAAAUAUAAAAUUUAAAAACUUG
Aphidius gifuensis is the source of this 1764-nucleotide messenger RNA. RefSeq names its product calcium uptake protein 3, mitochondrial (gene MICU3). Gene Ontology annotation, cellular component: uniplex complex. Gene Ontology annotation, biological process: mitochondrial calcium ion homeostasis; calcium import into the mitochondrion. Gene Ontology annotation, molecular function: calcium ion binding. The coding region runs from base 69 to 1439 and encodes 456 amino acids. Lineage: Eukaryota; Metazoa; Arthropoda; Insecta; Hymenoptera; Braconidae. The record is from RefSeq and is a predicted model, not a curated record. The transcript is spliced from 11 exons.